AGGCGUGUUUUGUCUAGUGUUAUGCAAAGUUGAAGUAGCUAUAUAACUCCACUUAAAAAUAAUUAUCCAGCUAACUAGCUAGCUACCAAAAGAUGUCGUUUUACAGAAACGCCGUUUGGUUCGUUAAAGGUCUUCAAGAAUACACAAAAAGCGGAUAUGAAGAAGCAGCUAAGCAGUUUAAUACUGGGGACCUGGACGUAAACCUGAGUGGCAGGUCUUUUGUAAUCACUGGGGCCAACAGCGGCAUUGGAAAAGCUACAGCCCAUGAAAUAGCCAAAAGAGGAGGGAUUGUCCACCUGGUGUGUCGUAACAAGGAACGGGCACAGGAGGCGAAGGAGGAGCUGGUGGAACAUAGUAAAAACCAGAAUGUCCAUGUUCACAUCGUUGACAUGUCCAGUGCAAGACAAGUGUGGGAGUUUGCAGAGAGCUUCUCAAAAAGCAACAGCAUUCAUGUACUGAUCAACAAUGCAGGGUGUAUGGUAAACCAGAAAGAGCUGACAGAGGAAGGUGUAGAGAAGAACUUUGCUACUAACACUCUCGGUACCUUUAUCCUAACCACAGCGUUGAUACCAGCCCUGAAACAGGCACAGGACCCACGAGUGAUCACAGUGUCUUCAGGGGGCAUGCUGGUCCAGAAGAUGAAAGUAGACGACCUGCAGUCUGAGAAGGGGACGUUCGACGGCACUAUGGCCUACGCUCAAAAUAAAAGACAACAGGUGAUACUGACCGAGAGAUGGGCGUCCCAGCAUAAAGAGAUCCAUUUCUCAUCAAUGCACCCUGGCUGGGCUGAUACUCCAGCUGUCCAGUUGUCCAUGCCUGACUUCCAUGCUAAGAUGAAGAACAAGCUGCGUACGGAGUCAAUGGGGGCCGACACGGUGGUGUGGCUGGCUGUCUCAGCAGUGGCCUCCAACCAGCCCAGUGGACUCUUCUUCCAGGACCGAAUGGCGGUGCCCACACACCUUCCGCUGGCUUUAUCCAGGUCCUCUCCGGCCGAUGAGGAGAAGCUGCAGGCAAUAUUGGAGCAGCUCGCACACAAGUUCAAACCUUGACCUCUCCUACAGCGGUCAAAAGGUUAUGAAUAGACAGACCCUCAAGCCCAUGUGUCCGUUGACAAACACUCCUCAUUAUAGAUAUGCACUGUAUAAAGCGGACAUAGGGGUAAUAUUUUUACAACUAUUUUCUAUUUAUGAUGAUAAUCUUUAAAUUGAUUGCUUGCUAUAGCUAAGAUCAAAGUGUAGCCACACAGAGCAUUUCAGUGGGUCAUGUUUGGGGUAGAGGCCUUCACUGGUCGUUCUGAAAUGGACCUGGGGUUUUCCCAUCCAGACCUGAAAUGCAUGAAUUUGUAAAAAAAAAAUAUAUAUAUAUAUAGAAGCCCAUUCAGUGAGACAAGCAGCAGAAAGGUCCAUUUUUAAGCUACUUUAUUAACUGGAGCUGAUAAAUUACGUAGUACCUGUCUUGACUGCACCAAACCGGGAGAAGAUAGCUAGGCUAAUUGAGGCUGCAUGCACUUUCUAGUCCAACACAUUUACAAACAACAAUGCCUCCAGUCCGCAGGAGGUUGGUGGCACUUUCUCUUCCUACACAUUUACAAACAACAAUGACUCCAUUCCACAGGAGGUUGGUGGCACCUCAUUUGGGGAGAACAGGCUCGUGGUAAUGACUGGAGUGGAAUGGUAUAUAACACAUGCAGCGGCAGUUCUAGCUUUGUAUGGCUUGCCCCCCCCCAAAGAAGCACCAUCCUGCACAAACCACAUUUUUUAUCAUUUGGAACACCACAAAUAAAUCAUCCUAACAUUUAAAACUAUAAAUAUACAAAAAUAAGACUCAUGAAUAUCAAAGAUGAGUAGAAACCAAUUGUAGAAUAUAAAUAGAAAAUAAAAUUGAAUUAUUACCCUAUUGCUAACAAAAAACACAAAUAAAACAAAAUUGCACAAAUCCUAUUUUACACAUAGAAUAACACACUUAUAAAGAAGAGAACCUGAUUAUUUCACUUCAAACAAUAAACACACAAACUAAAUUGCACAACUAGUUGUAUUAGUACUGUAUAAAGUUAGAGGUGUGCUAUUUGAUAGGGGGAGCUGGGGAAUCUAUCUCGGGCUUCCAGUAGGGAGACCUGAAGUCAACCUACCUCCGCCCCCUCCCCAUCUUGUACUUCUGAGUGUGAAACCUUCCCAGGCAGUUGCCUGCCUAGCUCACAAACUAGAAUCAGGGCACCCACUCCCACACGGUGACAUAUCAUUGACGUGACGUGCAAAUGAGUGAUAGAAAACCAUUCGCGCAAAUGUCACCAUUCAAAUUAUUAUUAUUAAAAUAAAAUUGUGCGGCUGCCCCUGGCAAGAUGCUGGCCAUAUCGCCUAUGCCUAAAUCCGCCACUGAACACAUGGUUUCCAGGUGUUUGAUGCCAUUCCAUGCUCUGUUCCCAGUGGCGGUUCUAGACCAUUUCAACUGGGGGGGCCAUGCUGGGGCCAGUUACAUUAGAUGUUAUUGUUGUCAUCGUUUUCUUCACUGCAUUAGCAGGCAAAAGACCAUGUUCAUAAUCAGCAUCGUUGCCACUGUCUAAUAACGGAUGUAAAAAAAGAACGAUAUUUAGAGGGGCCACAAGGGGGUCCAAAAUUGUUGUCACGGGGCACUGCCCCCCCAGAACCGCCACUGUCUGUUCCGGCCAUCAUUAUGAGCCGUUCUCCCCAAAGCAGCCUCCACUGCUCCAUUCAGAAUAUAAAGUCGCAGCCUACCUGUGGACUCUUCGUCGUUGUAGCCUAUCCUUCUCCUUUUCACUUAAUUCCAUUUUAAUUCAAUCUUCUAUUGAUUAGGUAUCUCCUAACUUUUGCCCCACGCGGAGGCUCUAUGACUGUAGCCUAUUACCGCUUUGAUUACUUAUGAUUGGCCAACAACAAGCUACAUGCGCCAGUCUCGUGAAUAAAUUAUACCAUUUCUCUCUCUACUGCAGCAGUCGAGUUCAGGUCUCUAUGGGUCAUUCUGGACAAGUCAGUUAACAUUACACAUAACCGAGACCAGUGACAAUCGGAUCCAACCCAGACCCGUGACAUUAUUUCGAAUUCUGGAUCUGGACCCGUUCGGGUCCUGGAUCGGGUAUCAGGAAUUCGGGUACAGGGGGAUCUGUGAAGACCUCUAGUUUGGUGUCAUUUGAUGCUUCAUAACGUUUUACACCAUACUACUUCCCUCAAAUUCUUCUACAAAGGCUUUUCCAUUAGCUUGAAUGUUGCAUACUACGUACAGCUCAGUGGACCUUCCAUUUCAGAACGUGCUCUAGCCAGGCAGCUGGUUUAGGUUGAUGGAUGAAUAAAUCAUGUUUUACUCAGAUUUAGCAGUGUUUACCAUCCACAGCAUUUUUACUCAAUCAAAUUUUAUUGGUCAUAUACACAAAGGUUUUCAUCAGGGUUUAACAAGGGCUCAUGUUCAAAGGUGCUUCUGGCUGUUGUCAGCGGUAAUAGUGUCAUUACAACUGUUUUGUAUUCUGUUAUUAUUAGUUUACUGUACAACCAAAACAAACAGUCAGUCUUUAUAUUUGACUUGUCCAGAGAAUCAUUGAGAUACUGUUCUUAAAGCUACAUGUUGUUUGUCUUGUUUUACGUGGUUUAGUACUUUGACAUACUUUCUUUAAAAUUAUUUUAUCCUUGUUAAUCAAACCAGGACCUGUGAGCAGAAAUGUGUUUUAUUAUUAAGAGCACAAAUAAAGCCAAGGCUAUUGAGCUUUUUAUUAACAUACCACUGUACACACUCUAGUGUAGAAUGUCCAGUGCAUUAAAGUCAGUUAAUCAACUUCAAGUAAAUAAUAAAAGGCACCAAUACAUAUUUAA
This is a messenger RNA of Oncorhynchus tshawytscha (Chinook salmon), 3818 nucleotides long. It is a transcript of the gene dhrs12, whose product is annotated as dehydrogenase/reductase (SDR family) member 12. NCBI's taxonomy places the organism in Eukaryota, Metazoa, Chordata, Actinopteri, Salmoniformes, Salmonidae. The coding region runs from base 93 to 1049 and encodes 318 amino acids. The record is from RefSeq and is a predicted model, not a curated record. The transcript has 10 exons.